Molecule: messenger RNA, 2330 nt
Organism: Aspergillus sclerotioniger CBS 115572
Lineage: Eukaryota; Fungi; Ascomycota; Eurotiomycetes; Eurotiales; Aspergillaceae
Product: alpha/beta hydrolase
Exons: 6
Coding region: 145-2133 (662 amino acids)
Source: RefSeq, a predicted model, not a curated record
GACUUUGACUGAUAUAAAUUAUAACUGGCGCCAUGUUACCUUCAAUCAAGGGUCUGCGAAGGCUUCCAUUGCAACCAGGAUUCUUUUUCUUAACGACGGAAUCCUACUAGUUCUCCGAUAUACGCAUAAUCAUAUAGUGCCAAUAUGGCGCCCCCAGACUCAAAAGUGUCGGGGCAGCAGCCCAAUUUGCGAGCGUUGUCCGCUAGGCCACAGCAUUUCAAAGAACGAGUCAUUCGAUUCUUCAUUUUACUCACCCUGGCCGCAUUUGCCAUCUCACAACUAUAUGUUAAUUUCUAUAAAAGCAAGACUAUUGGGCGACAGUUGCCAGAGCCCUUCUCGGAUGAUACUCCUUUCAAAUGGGAAGAUAUCACGCCUACCAAACAGCUUAUAUAUCAUCCCUGCUUUGAGGGUCACGAAUGUGCCCGCCUGGAACUUCCUAUGGACUGGAAUCGCACCGAUGGCAAAGGAUCGAAGAUCGCCUUGGCUGUCAUGAAGAUACCCGCAAAGGUACCUGUCACGGAUGCGCGAUAUGGUGGAGCUGUCCUUCUAAAUCCCGGUGGCCCUGGUGGGUCCGGAGUAGACUUCGUCUUCCGAUGGGGGAAAGCUAUCCAGACAAUUGUUGACUCCGCAGAAUCACCAAGUGCAAACUCUGCUGUGGGAAAGUAUUUCGAUAUCGUCAGCUUUGAUCCAAGGGGAAUCAAUAAUACAACACCUAACUUUUCCUGCUACCCUGACCCGAUGGCGAGAAAAGCGUGGACACUGCAAUCGGACGCAGAGGGUUUGCUGGGAAGCUCUGAAAGAGCGUUUGAUACUCGAUGGGCAAGAUUCGAGGCCUAUGGUAUGAGCUGCAGCCAACUAGGAGCUGAGGACUCAGAGGGCGAGGAAUGGAUAGGACCUUUUAUGAAUACAUCGCCGGUGGUGGCGGAUAUGGUUGAGCUCAUUGAGCGCCAUGGAGAGUGGCGUGAGCGAGAAACGGAGAGGCUACUCUCAACAAUUAUCGACGCUUCCCUGAAUUUUGAAGCUAUCAGAAUGCAGAACCGCUGGAACAAGGGGCAAGAAAAACUUCUAUACUGGGGUUUCUCCUAUGGGACACUCCUGGGUAGCACGUUUGCAGCCAUGCAGCCUCAUCGCAUCAGCCGUGCUGUGAUAGAUGGCGUCUGUAAUGCCGAUGACUAUUACUCGGGCAUGUGGCUUACUAACUUACAGGAUGGAGACGCAGCCCUUGGUAGCUUUUUCGAGUACUGUCACACGGCCGGGCCAAGUUCUUGCCCGUUUGCGCAUGGUGGUGGUAGUCCCAAAGAUCUCAGAUCUCGUUAUGAACAAAUUCUGGCAAAUCUUACAUCGGACCCUAUUGCGGUGGCUCCUUCCAGGAGCAGAGGCCCAGACAUAAUAACGAGCAGCGAUUUGACAUCAUUGGUGGUGGAAUCCCUAUACAGCCCUAUGAAAUUAUUUGAGUUCGUCGCCCGAGUCUUGGCUGAUCUCGAGCGCGGCAACGGGACUUCUUUCGCAGAUUAUAAAUACAAUACCAAGAGAUGGACUGGGCGGUCUUCAUGUGACCCCUCUUCCAAGAACUGCAAACUGCCCGGCGAAAGCGAUUGGGAGGCUGGAAGAAACGUCAUUUGCACAGACGCUCCAGGUAUCGAUGGAAUCGCCAAGGACGUGUUCCGAAGCUAUUGGCAUACGCUCCGGGGGCAAAGUAAGGCUAUUGGAGAUAUGUGGGCCGAGAUCCGCAUGUCUUGUAUUAGGCUGAAGACGCGGCCUGAAUGGCGCUAUGAUGGGCCCUUCAUAGGCAACACGUCACAUCCGUUGCUAUUCAUCGGAAAUACCUAUGACCCAGUAACACCGCUACGAAACGCCCAUGCGAUGGCUCGCGGAUUCGUUGACUCAAUUGUGCUGAAGCAGAACUCCGUCGGGCAUUGCUCACUGAGUAGCCCAUCCUUGUGCACAGCAAAGGCAAUUCGGCGGUAUUUCCACAAUGGCGAGCUCCCGGAUCCCGGAACCGUCUGCGAGGUAGAGGAGCUCCCAUUCCAUAUUCCAGUAAAUGAAAAACAGCAGGUUAUGACCCCAGAUGACACAGCACUGAUGUCAGCUUUGCAUUCACUGGGAGAAGUGCGCAAUCUGUUGGGUGCUUAGAGCUUACACUGGAGAGGGCAGUCACUACCGAAAGACGGCCCUGACCUCUAGAGUGCGCAGGACAAUGUGCUGGACAAUAUUAUGCCUUUGAUGCAUAAUGCUCCUGCAAGCACAACGUCAACUUGACCAGUUCUUAUUGCGGAUAUUGGCUGUCUCUUCUUAAAAGAUGCCCCGUUGUUUAGGUGCCAUAGUGUUAU